AAGGAUUGACCUGAUUAGCCUUAUCAUCUUGAUGAUGAUCAUUAUUGAUAAAGAUGAUAGAGAGCAUAUUCUUCUAAUGGUUUUCUAUUUUGAUUAAAUACUAACUCUAUUUAAUUCUGAUUCUCUAUUUGAUUGUUAUGACUUGGAUAACAAUCAACAAGAUUUUACCAAUCGAUUGAAAAUUUAUCGGUCUUAAUAUUCAACUUAGAUUGUAUAUUAACAUUGAAAUUAUCAAUCUGAUUGUUACUAUUUCCUUUCCUUUUCCCCAAUUCUCACUUUUGAUUGUUACACUAAUAAUUUUUUCUCGUCCUUGAUCACAAUUCUCACUUGAUAGUUGUAAAUAAAUUGUCAACAAUCAACUAACACAAUCAUCAUCAUCUCCUCCUCUUUUUGUCAUCUUGCUCCUUAUUUUUUUUUCUACUCCCACAACCUCCACCUCCUCUCUUUCAGGUGAAAUUUUUACCUGGACAACACUAAAUGGAUUGACCGAUGUAGAAACUUGUUAAUUGUUACACUUCAUUAUGACCUGAUUUUAAAUUAUUAUCAAAUUGUUCAUCAGUUAAGGUUAAUCCUAAUGUUUAUCCAAUGUUGAUUUGUUUUCUUUUCUAAAGUGUAAUCAUUUGUGUUGUUAAUUGCGAAAAAUUUACUCUCUCAGACUAUUGAUUGUUUGAUCACCAUGAUUAAGGUGAAAAUAUGGUUAACAAUAUUGUUUCAAAUGUUUAUCAUUCUAUUGUUAUCUCAAGAAUUAGUUGGAAUAUCUUGUUAUAAGUGUCAAAGUCGCAAUGGUAUGGAUCCAUCAUGUGAAUCGGCUUCUUCGGGUGCUGGUUAUCAGGAAAACUGUAGAUUCCAACCCAUGGGACGACAGUCACAAUUUUCCGGUGAAUAUUGUAUCAAAGUGAUUGGAAAACUGAUUCCUUCACGAGAGACGAUUGUAAUUCGUGAUUGCGAUGAGAGACCUUUAAAUCGUACCCAAAUAUCUUAUUUUAAUUACAGAGGAAUCGGAAUCAAUGGAACUCAAUACUCAUGUAAGACAGAUUAUUGUAAUCAUUCAAUCAACAAUCAACCAAAUUAUCAGUCAAUUAUCAUCCCGAUCACAUGGACACUAAUUUUAGUAAAUUAUUUCCAAUCUAAACGUUGAAAUAUUCAAUUGCUACAAAUUUACCGUUUAAUCACUAAAUCUAAUCGCUACUAUUAAUAAAUUAUUAACUCACUGUUUAAUUUAA
Messenger RNA from Panonychus citri (citrus red mite), 1223 nucleotides. RefSeq lists its product as uncharacterized. The record is from RefSeq and is a predicted model, not a curated record. NCBI's taxonomy places the organism in Eukaryota, Metazoa, Arthropoda, Arachnida, Trombidiformes, Tetranychidae. The transcript is spliced from 3 exons. Bases 677 to 1138 code for a protein of 153 amino acids. Gene Ontology annotation, biological process: regulation of synaptic transmission, cholinergic; positive regulation of voltage-gated potassium channel activity; sleep.